AUGUUGAAUAAAAUCGUUGUCAAUGCGUACAAUCUAUGGGUCGUGGUAUUCGUCGCCAUUGGCACGAUUGCCAGUGCCUACGGUCUAGCCAUCAUCGGAUCCACCGUCGGACAACCAAAUUUCUACAUCUACUUCAAUCUACCAGCAGAAGGCCAAUCAGGAUAUGCUCACACAACGAACAUGAUUGGUGCCUUGAACGGCAUCAAUUCAGCAGGAGCAAUUGUCGGAUGUCUUCUUCAGGCGUGGACAGCAGACUACUACGGUCGCAAGCAUACCAUACAAAUUGGCUGCGUAGUCUUGAUUAUUGGAGGUGCAUUAUGUGCAGGCGCAGUCAACAUGGCCAUGUUUCUUGCUGGCCGAUUCAUCGCUGGUGUUGGUGCUGCCAUCCUCGCCUGCAUCGUUCCUAUAUAUCAAGCUGAGGUUUCGACCGCCGAGACUCGAGGCGCAAUGGUCGCUGUGACGGGAAUUAUGUAUGCUGUUGGAUAUACUCUAGCUGGGUGGCUUGGGUUUGCAUGCUACUAUAUGAAAGCAACUAGUCCUGCGGCGUCAUUUUCUUGGAGAUUUCCAUUAGCAUUCCAAGUGAUAUUUCCUCUGAUUGUUCUUGCUGGAAGUUCCCUGAUACCUUUUUCGCCCCGGUGGCUACUGCAACAAGGAAAAGCAGAAGACGCCUCUGAAAUCGUGAAGCGACUCCAUAGUACGCCAGAUGAUGUCCACCACGCCAAGGCCAAGCAGGAAUUCGAUCUCAUUGCAAGACAAUUUGAACACGACAGAUCAAUGACUAUCCGUCGAUUUGAACUCUUCCGCACUCCUGCCAAUCGACGGCGCGCUUUGAUUGCUUUCAUACUAAUGUGGGGAGACCAAUUUCUUGGUGUGUUUGUCAUGACAAACUAUGGUGUUCUUAUAUACGCCAGCCUUGGUCUCGGUGGCUCAAUACCUCUUCUUCUGAACGCUUGCUGGACGAGUUUUACUCUAAUUGGAAACACAUGGACGGCCUUCUAUGUUGAUCGAGUUGGUCGACGAAACUGUUUGCUUAUCGGUUCCAUCGGUUGUACCGUGUCUGUCAUGUGUCUUUGCGCCCUGACAGCCCAGUAUCUGGGAACAGAUAAUAUUGUAGGUCUUCGGGGAGCAGUGUUUUUUGUGUUUUUCUUCAUCUUCUGGUGGUGCUUUUUCAUCGAUGCGACGCAAUACAUCUAUGUCGCAGAGAUAUUUCCAAAUCAUUUACGUUCGCAAGGCGUCGCGCUCGGGCUCAGCAGUUUCUAUCUCGCUUCUGAGGUCACACUGGUGGCCGCCCCCGUGGCUCUCAACAGUAUUGCUUGGAAGUUCUACCUUGUGCUCAUCGUUCCGUCUCUUUGCUAUAUCUUGGCAAUCUACUUUCUGUUCCCAGAAACGAAGGGCCGGACUUUGGAGGAAAUUGGUGCCCUCUUUGGUGAUGAGGCUAAUGUUGUGUCUCAGUGGUACAAUGUUACCCAGUUAGAUCGGGAAAGAAUUGCACAGGAAACUUUUCAUGAGAAGAAAGGUGGCUCUCCUAGUGAUAGCGCACAGGAGAGUGACGCCAAGCCAGCCGUUGUUCAUGAAGAAGGAUUGUGA
Penicillium antarcticum is the source of this 1587-nucleotide messenger RNA. RefSeq lists its product as uncharacterized. Bases 1 to 1587 code for a protein of 528 amino acids. The transcript has a single exon. Gene Ontology annotation, biological process: transmembrane transport; carbohydrate transport. The record is from RefSeq and is a predicted model, not a curated record. Gene Ontology annotation, cellular component: membrane. Gene Ontology annotation, molecular function: carbohydrate:proton symporter activity. NCBI's taxonomy places the organism in Eukaryota, Fungi, Ascomycota, Eurotiomycetes, Eurotiales, Aspergillaceae.